Molecule: messenger RNA, 1657 nt
Organism: Exophiala dermatitidis NIH/UT8656
Lineage: Eukaryota; Fungi; Ascomycota; Eurotiomycetes; Chaetothyriales; Herpotrichiellaceae
Exons: 1
Coding region: 315-641 (108 amino acids)
Source: RefSeq, a predicted model, not a curated record
CAGGCAAUGAUAAGGUAUGCUAGCAUAGGAGAGCAUCCAGGAAUACAUACCUGGUACGUAGUAGUUGUGAUAACUUGGAUACUACUUCAGACUCGGCACACUACAAGCACUGCUCACGGCACCUGAGGCAGGGCAGUUGCGGUGAGGUGCAUCUUACUGCUAUGCUGAAAUUGUAGUACUACAGUAUUAUUAUACCACAACUACGAGCAGUCGUAGAGUCCUCACCCACUUUGCACGCAUGUCUCUCCUGGCCCCGACAGACCCUGCGUUCUCAAUCACUCAACUUUCUCGAAGCCCUCAACCACAGCCACAGCAUGUGUGCGUACUUCACUAACUACUACCAGAUAGGAUCGAAUGCAACAGCAGCCCUUUCGAUCACAUAUGACAAGCCUGGACUGGAAAGCAGUCCGUUCCUCUCCAUCCAUCUGCUCUCGAACCGGCAUGCUGUCUUGUAUUCGCAGCUUCGUCUCCGUCAGCCUGCGUCUCCCGCUGACCCUGCAGACUACACACUCACCAGUAGCCUCAAUUUUCAGAGGCUGCCUACCUACUAUCGUCCACACUGCGCCAUUUUCUCCCACACUGCAAAUGCCUUUAGCGAGGAGGUCACUAUGAUGAUCUGUUCAAUCCCACUCCUCGGUUAAGCCAAUGCCCGCAGGGGCAUACCUUCUGCUCCGAGAGGAUAUGUUCUAGAGUGCUGAUCGUUAAGAGCAAUGUAUCGACGAUCCUUUCGAUCCAGCCAAAACAUCCUGGAUUUCUUGCCGGCUUACAUCCCGAUCCCGUAUAGUAUUCGAACGUGGGCAUGUGGACAGACGAGAAGAAGACGCUCGGCAGCUAUGACUGUUGGGAGAGUGGUGCAAAAGCAGACGACGACUGAAGUGGCGGUGACCACAAUGUGACCACAAUGCCACUCUCGCAAGGAUAUUGUCUUGGACUACUGCACCCAGUUGUUGUCAACCCUGCCUAGGUAGUUGGCUCCGUCAUGGGAAACCUUCCAAGUCCUUGAAACGCAGUCAAUCGGUAUGAAUUCUGGCCAUCCUCACUCUGGCACGUUUAGAUGCGCACGUCUCGCCACCUCGCAUUGCCUGAAAUCCAACAGCUUCGAGUCGUAUGACUGUCCCUAGAUGCAUGCUUCCCGCUUCUCGGACCACGGCCGUCUCUUGCUCGCCCUUAGGAUCCCGGUAUCACCCCAGGAUGACAUCCGGACGUAGCCAUUGAUUGAUACGAGCAUCCUGGAUCAUGGACAGUCACGCCUCAGGAAUCAACGAUAAGCUACUCCAUCAGAGGCACUACUGUGUCUCUGCCACAUCAGGUACCAUCACUGGAGGAAAGGCCAAGCUGCAUCACGUCUCGGGGCCAUCGACUAGCAGUGCCAGCGAAUCCGCAGAGUAGGUCGUUUUGUGGUAGAAGAAUGCCCAUCUCGAGCGAUUUCAUAUCGCUGUCAAGCCGCGUCUGAGCUUGGGAAGGUCCAUUAAUAAAUUACUAGGCCAUCCAAACGGGAUGCAUCUGGGUAGAGGUCUAGCGCCUGUAUUGGAUAUGUCGAUAUUUACGCAUAGUUACCUUACGCACCAAUACAGGUGAUGUCGAUGUUGCUUUUGGGAGGACUUGGACAUUCGCAGAAAUAUUAUUUAUCAAAAUACAAAAUGAGAUUAACUUGCCC